CACGUCAAUGCGCUGAAACACUCAGAUACACGCAACACUCCCAAUCUCUGCUACUACAAUAGUAAUAGACUACUCUAACCGCCACCAACCAAUAUCACACUACCACCAGCAACCUAGUUAGCUUUUCAGAAAUUAUUCCUACGACGACGUUAUAUACAUACAAGUCACCAAUAAUACUAGUUAUCCCACUGACCGUAUCAACACAUCCACAGCAGAAAUUUCAUUUUUUGGCAACGAUUUAUAUUAACUAAGACGUCAUGUCGAAUCAAGGUAAAGGAAACAAAAGCCCAUAUCCGCUUCAGUACACUUAUGUCCCCACUGCUGGAGUACCUACAAUACCACAACCUAUGCCUACAUACAUACCAGGUUCUCCAUAUCCUACUACAUACCAGUUGGUACCAUCAUAUGGUUAUUAUUACAGAUAUGGCAUUCCUGGCCAGGAAGCUCUAGCUCAAGGACUUCCUCCUUCCUACUCACCUUCUCCAGCAUCAACGAUCCCCCAGCAGACAAUGCUCGUACAUGGUGCAUAUGAUGCUGGAGCCCGUUUUGAUGGAAUUUCUGGCCAAAUGAUACCUCCCCCUCCACCUGGUUAUGCUCCGAAUGCAACGCAAAUGGCCGCCAUGCAGGGGCAAAAUGUUAUCCUCACACAACGAAAGAACGAUUUCCUGACUGGUGGAUCUGGAGCUGGCUACACUUGGUACUAAAAUGAUGAUACUGUUCUAUGAAAGGUUGCUGAUUUUGAGGGAAUGAAUCUAGCUUACGUCGGCUUUUCUGGUCCAAACGUUACAUUUUUGAUUCACUGCUGAUCUUUCAGCUGCAGCAUCCAUUUUGUCCAAAUCCAUCCUCUUUCCCUUUAAAAUCAAUAACUCAAUGCCUUGAAUGAUUGCUAGAUACUCACAUUGUAUGCUAUACCUGCCACAUUCUAAUCUUUCAUCUUGUGGACUUUAAUCAUUUCAAAGGGGUAGCUACAGGUUUUUAACAUGGGUGGAGAUUUAUAAUCAUUUCUUAGUCUUCUUUUCUUCUUAUUUCUUUUCUUAUUCUAUCCUAUUUUUCCUUUUACCCUAUAUUUUACCUUUCUCUUUGUUUUCUUAUUCAUUCUCUCUCUUAUCCUCUUUUGCUUUCCUUUUUCUUAUUCUUUUCUUUCAAUUCUUUGUUUUUUUUUUUCCCUACUUUUGUCUCAUUUCCACCCUGUAACACUUUCUCCCUGAAAUAUCUUUCUACUUGGCUGCCACUGUAUUAGAAGUCAAGUAGAAGCCAGCACUUAAUUCCUUCUCCACUCCUUAUAUAAUUUUAAAAAAUAAACAUACACACCACACCAUAUUACACUCACCACAGUACAACACACACACACACACACACACUCAUUACCUGAGAUUGUAUAAACUUAACCCUUCUUGUGAGCAUGUUAACAUGAAUGAAUCUUGAUGUGUGUAUGUUAAAAAGUUUGUUUUGAUUUCAUUAGGACUAAUUCCUGCACACUGACCUUCCAUAAUAUUUCAUUUCAAAGAAUAAUACUUCGACUAUAGGCAGUGGUUGGAUUAGAAGUGUAUUUUAAUAUAUAACCAACAAUUUAGUGGAAAUUCUUGCUUUUUCAAGGCAGCACUUGGAUUUCAGGUGUUUUCAUCAGUUAAGAGGUAAAUCUGAAAUUCUUUUGACAAAGACAAAUUUUAAAUACUUUUUUACCCAGACCUCUAGAUCUGGCUACUUGUAUAGUAGACUCAGCUUGAACAUGAAUGAAAUGGAGGUUAGUCUUCUGGACUUUGUUACCUUGUUUCUUUGAUGUCUUUAAACCGAUCCUUAUGAUCUUAGUUCUACCAGUGAAUCCAUGUUAUUUUGGGUUUUUUUUUAAUUUUUAUUUUUUCUGUUAAAUUCUUUCAUUUCAUACAUGCAGACACACUCGCACUAUACACACACAUACGUAUUUUCUCUUCCUCCCCCCUUCUAUCUCUCUCUCUCUCUCUCUCCUUCUCACACACACAUUAAUUCUAACAUUCUGAUUUUAGGAUAAUUGUAAAGUCUUUUUUUCUUUUUUGUUUUUCUCUUAACAAAUAUUAGUUUAGUUACCUCAUUGAUAUUAUUUUAAUCACAGAAAAACAAAAUGUCUUAAUGGGAUAGAUAUACUAAAACACCAUUUCAAUUAUGUAUAUUUAGAUAUGAUUAAAUCUUAGAUUUGUCUAGGGUUACAAAACUUCAAAAUCUUUGGGUUUUUCUGUUUUAUUUAUUUUCAGAUGGGGGUUUCUUGCAUCAUUAAAGUUAAAAUUCUGAUUUCGUUUAAAUAUUAUUAUCAUUUUUUAUUUUCAUCUUUCUAUCAGAAAUAGGUCAUUUCAAGAAAUACCACAUUACCGCGCAUUGAGGAUAUUGUUUAUAAAUUUGCUUUGCUGAAAUAGCAUUCUGUGGAAUAAAAUAGAUUCAUAAAAAACUUUUUACAACCCCUCCCCCCUCCAUUCCAAACAUAUUGCAGUAAAUUUGAAAGCUUUUAUUGAAACAGUUUUCUGUAAAUUUCUAUUGUCAGAUGACAAAGGGUUAAAUCAGGGUUUCUUCUUGGCAAUAUUUUGAAACAUUAGUUUCUUUUCAUUAAAGAAUUUCUCGCUGAUACCAUCUA
This is a messenger RNA of Octopus bimaculoides (California two-spot octopus), 2602 nucleotides long. Its product is annotated as DAZ-associated protein 2. NCBI's taxonomy places the organism in Eukaryota, Metazoa, Mollusca, Cephalopoda, Octopoda, Octopodidae. The record is from RefSeq and is a predicted model, not a curated record.